AUGGCUUCUUAUACUGGCAGUUGUAAUUGUGGCUCUGUCACUGUCACACUCGCUACAGCCCCUUCUAUGACUUAUGCUUGCCACUGCUUGAACUGUCGCCGUGCAGGCGGACCCUUCUCCAUGAAUUAUAUCCUCGGUGAAGACGAAGUGACUGUUCAUGAUUCCAAGAAUUCAAGAAAGCAGUACAUUGAUACCAAUACGAUAUCCAAAGCCACAGUAAAGGUGCGUGUUUUGUAG
Molecule: messenger RNA, 237 nt
Organism: Trichoderma gamsii
Lineage: Eukaryota; Fungi; Ascomycota; Sordariomycetes; Hypocreales; Hypocreaceae
Exons: 3
Coding region: 1-237 (78 amino acids)
Molecular function (GO): carbon-sulfur lyase activity
Source: RefSeq, a predicted model, not a curated record